Messenger RNA from Bicyclus anynana (squinting bush brown), 3258 nucleotides. It is a transcript of the gene Fntb, whose product is annotated as protein farnesyltransferase subunit beta. Gene Ontology annotation, cellular component: protein farnesyltransferase complex. Gene Ontology annotation, molecular function: protein farnesyltransferase activity. Lineage: Eukaryota; Metazoa; Arthropoda; Insecta; Lepidoptera; Nymphalidae. Gene Ontology annotation, biological process: protein farnesylation. Bases 208 to 1425 code for a protein of 405 amino acids. The transcript has 5 exons. The record is from RefSeq and is a predicted model, not a curated record.
UAACUCAGAGUAGGUACGCAAAGCCAGUUAAAAUUACAUUACAGAAAAAUACAUACAAAUAAAAAGUAAAAUGUGUGAAAACUGGAAAAUUGGUUAAAAUUAUAAAUAUAACUAAAUUCGUAAGCAAUUAAUUUGAUAGUUAGUUGAAUUAUAAUAGUUAUUCUUAUUGUUUUAAAUAUAUUUGCAUAAUUGAAGUAAGUCUCCAUCAUGGAAAAUCAUAUUCGAUGUUUCGCGGAUAUCUCUAAACAAGUGUUUAAUGAUGAAGGCGUAAUUACGAGUUCGUCGUUAGAACAGAAAUGUGUCGAAAAUGUAAUUUUGAAAAUAUACAAGCAAUUUGAACAGAAAGCUUCAAUUGACCCAGACUUGCCUAAACUGAACAAGAGUGCUCACGCUAAGUUUUUAAAGAAUGCCUUAAUCAGUUUAUCACAAAGCUACACUUGCUUGGAUGCAAGUAGGCCUUGGUUGAUUUACUGGAUUUUGCAUGCAUUGUGGGCCUUGAAGGACAUGCCUGAUGCAGAAAUACUGUCGCAUACAGUGAGCUUCCUGUCGCAUUGUCAGCACAAGGAUGGUGGGUACGGUGGAGGCCCAGGGCAGUAUUCACAUUUGGGUACAACUUAUGCAGCUGUUAACGCAUUAAGUAUUAUUGGUACAGAAGAAGCCUAUGAUUCAAUUGAUAGAAGCUCCUUACAAAAAUUCUUAUGGACCGUCCGUGAAGUAGACGGAUCUUUUGCUCUACAUAGAGGUGGGGAACAGGAUAUCAGAGGAGCCUAUUGCGCUGUCAGUAUUGCUAAAUUAACCAACACUUUUACUGAGGCAUUGUUUGAUAAAACCGCAGAGUGGAUAGUGAGUUGUCAGACUUAUGAAGGAGGUUUCGCUGGGUGUCCAGGAAUGGAAGCGCACGGGGGUUAUGCAUACUGUGGAAUUGCUGCGCUAGGUUUAUUAAAUAGAACAAAACUGUGUGAUAUGGAUGCACUGUUGAGGUGGUGUGUCAAUCGUCAGACAACUGUUGAAGGUGGAUUUCAAGGUCGUACAAAUAAACUUGUUGAUGGAUGUUAUUCCUUUUGGCAAGGUGCUACAUUUCCUAUCAUAAGUGCAAUAUUAGCUCAAGAUCACAAGGAAAUGAUAGAGACAGUACUGUUCAAUCAAGGGGCCUUACAGGAAUAUAUCAUUGUUUGUUGCCAAGCUCCUGAUGGUGGACUUAUUGAUAAACCGGGGAAGCCUAGAGAUAUAUACCACACAUGCUACACACUGAGUGGAUUGUCCGUAGCUCAACACGGCACAGGGGCCAAUGAUCCUUACGUUGUGGGAACCCCUAAUAAUGAAUUGAACAGGAUACACCCGCUGCAUAAUAUUGCUCCUCAUCUUGCAUAUAAUGCUCUACAUUAUUUCAUUAGACAUCCUCCACCAGUGAAGGAUAAAAAUUAACUUCUUUUUUGUAGAUUUGUAUAUUAAACAGUAACCAAUAUAAGUGUUUGAGUUUUUAUGAAAAAAAGAAUACAAUGUUUUCAUUUGACUUCUCACUUAUCUGACUAGAUAAAUUUAAAAAGUAUCAACCGUUUGUGAGUACAGGCUAUGUAACAUAAUGAAAAAUUCUGAAAUGUUAUUUUUGCUAUAAAAAUAUUUAUAGUACUACUAAAUAGUCUAAGGUGACAAUAUACUCAAUAUCAUAAUUUUAAAUAGUGUACUAAAGCUCAGAAUUGUAAAUUACAUGAAAUAACAAAUUUUAGUUUGCUGGCCAGCCAGUAUUUGUGGUAGAACUUGACGAAAUUUUUUUGUAACUAAACCUGAUGUUUGAAAAAAGAGGUAGAUAGAUUACAUGCGGACGCAAGUGGCACUUUAAAACUAUGCUAAUUAGCAAACUUGAGCUCAGUCGCCGCACUGUCAUCGCACCGUUGGCAAUGCAGCUGAAAUAUUUUUUGUAAACAUCAAAUGUGGUUAAUGUAACCUACUACCUCUUUUUUUCUUCUACUAUCAUUGAACGAAACAUAACGACUAUGCCUGAUAAAUUUAAAUAAAAUCCUGGUGUUGGCAAAGUUUUGCAAUCUUUUGCAAACCCAAUUUGCCAUAAUAAUUUUUCAUUUGAUCAGCUAGAUCCUAAUAAGAUUAACUUUCUUUGUAAUGUUUCAUUAACUGAUUAAAUAAAUCUAAUUUUGAAUUGGUGGUUUUGUACAGUUCAAAAAAUUUACAUUACAAGUCAAGUCUACAACAUAAAGUUUACAACCUGAACCUAAGUUAUUAGAUGAUAUUUGUGAUUAUUUUACCAUUACCUUCAUAUGUUAUUUAUUUGGGAUAAGAAACAAAUGAUAGAAAUAUUCAUAUUGACACAUUGCACUUUUGUAUUGUAUGUUUUAAAUGAUGAAUUUGGUUUUUUAAUUUAAUUACUUAAUCUCAACCCUUCAUUGGUUAAUUAUUUUAAUAAUUAAUAUUAUAUUAUUACACUAUACAUGUGUUUGUCACCCACGGGUACAGCAUUUUCAAAACUAAAAAUGACAGAAGCAAGUUCUAGUGUAUUUUUUUUUGUACAAUCUGAAAAUUUAACUAGUGUGUUGUAUGUAUAGUGUGACUCACCUUGGGAUGAAUCAUUUUAUAUCAUACUCAUUAUUAAGUGAUUUGUAAAUAAGGUAUGAGAUUAAAAUGCUAAGAAUGUAUGGAAAGCAGUUAAUAAUAGUUCUACAUCAAAGUGGUAUUAAUUUAUUUUACAUUUUGAAUGUAUGACAGUGUAAUCUAAUCUCAUAAAUCCCUUUAUUGCAUUGUCAAUGCAACAUUUACAAAGUAAAGGAGUUAUUAUACUACCUAAAAACUAAAAUGUAAAUUAAAGAGAAUAAGCAAAAUAAAAAUAAAGUAAUCUUCUUAUGUAUUUUUAAAUGCUUGUAGUCAAAAUGGUAACAUUAUUGUUAAAAUUAAAUCUGAGCACCUAUUUUUCACACCUAUUUUAAAUAAGAUGUGCUUUAUUAUACUAUGUGUAUAAUAUUAUUAGUAUGUAGUUGUAUUAGCAAAAGUGGGGCUGUAAAAAAUUAAUGGUUCGUAAAUAUUUUUAGAUUUACAGAAAGGAAACUUUUUGUAAGAUAUGUAUAAACAUGGUUCUGGUAUUGCCUAAAUAUUUAUUAUAACCAUUCUUGUCUCUGACAGAAAAUAGAAAACAUUGAAGAUGUAAGCUGAUGUGUUUGUAUUUUUCGAAAAUAGACUUUAUAACAAGGUAUAGGUAGAGUAAACUUUAAUUACUAGUUAUGUAAUAACUAAACUUUACUCUAUAUGACC